AUGCGAUACGUAGAGAAAAACGCUUUUUCAAUCGGCGUUACUAAAGAUUGCUACAAAAUCAAGCUAACUGCCAAAUUUAUACCGCAACUGUACCGUAGAGAACUGAGAAUUAGAGGGUGCUUACCGCAAACAAAAGCGGUAGCAACCAAACGGGGCAGCACCACAGCCGUCGCGAUCCUGAACAAUAGCUUGGACAACGGAUAUUCGUUCACUUAUUCUUACGCCAUGAGCGAAAGCACUGGUGGUGGCAGCGUAAACGGUGAUGAGGACAUGGAAUCGGAGACACCGGCCGGUCAGAGCACAGUGUCGUCCAAGACGUCCCGAAUAUUGUCGCCUGAACCCUCGCCAAAACCUUCGUGCCCUAUAGAUGAUACUCAGUUUGCUGCUAACAUCGACUUGAGAUACGGUGGCCAAUACUUAACUCCUGAGCAGCUACCGGAGUUCUGUGAUCAACUUCACCAUCUGGUGGAAGUGAUUCGGAACAUACAGUCGUACGCUAGAGUUACAGGGGAAUAUCCGAGCUCGCUGGAGCGGCGGCUGGAGGCGGAGGCUCGCGAAGUGGCCGCACUAGCGGCGGAGGCGCGCAACGCUCGUGACGUGGUGGCUCGAACACGCGCACAGCGACGCGCACUGCGCGCCCACAAGAAGCAGAUCGUCACCACGCUCGCUACGCUCAGGGACUCCGAGGUCCGAGAACUAGAGAGCACAGUACGUUUGUCGGACAGAAAGCUGUUCAAAAACUGGGAGGUGCUAAAGGACACAACCGAUCCUUCUGCGUUUGACACAUUAAUCGACGAGAUCAAGAACAAGCAAGCAGCGCUGGAGUGUCUGCUGCGGCUCGUGGACAACAAGCGCAGCGCGUUGUCGCGCGUGGUCUCCCCACCAACGCCGCUGCCGCCCCCUGAACCCAGGGACACGGAUAACACCGAGGAUUCUGUGACGACGGGCGGGUCGGGCGGUCGCAAGCGGCACGAGGCCCGGCGGCCCGCCAACAAGCGGCGCCGGCGCGAGCCGCGCUCCGUGCCGCUGUCGGGCGAGCCCAGCCGACACGCGCCUCCGCCUCAGGUGACCCUGUACAUCCAGGGUACGGAGAGCACGUCGCGUUACCGCGUGAGCAGCGCCGGUGCGGUGGCGCUGGCGCCGCUCGACCUGCCCUCGGGCGGGAGCGUCAGAGACAUCCUGUUCUUCACUACUAACUAA
This is a messenger RNA of Arctia plantaginis, 1200 nucleotides long. The record is from the annotation of a GenBank genome assembly. Lineage: Eukaryota; Metazoa; Arthropoda; Insecta; Lepidoptera; Erebidae.